GUGUGGUUGGAUGCGGAGUGAUGACAGUAAAACUCUUCCUGGAGAGCUUCACAGGCAACAAGAAGUACCAGUUGGAAACAUCACUCAGGCCUCUGUGGACGAUGUUGAAAAGAGAGGAUGCCUUAACCAAAAUUUCAUUACUGGAAAAAGUUGAGAAAUUUCUGAAAAGUGUAAACAAGGCAUUUGAGAAGGAAAUUGCUGGGAAAAUGGGUAAAUGCAGUCAUUGUGACACUCAGUUUGGUGAGGCUUUGGCAGCACAUUUACCUUGUGGAGACAAGAUCUGUUUGAGAUGUUUUGCUGAUAUCCAAGUGACAGAUUCAUGGGAAUGCCCCAAAUGUAGUGCUGCAAUACCUUCAUCAUACAAACCAUGCAACAGCUCAGAAGAAGACAGGGAGGUGUUUCAAGAAUAUCGUGACUACCAGAAGUGCUGCAACACUUUCCUCAUGGCUGUGGUGUCCAAGCUGUGUCUGAGUGGGAAGGAUGCCCCUGAGAGUGCUGUGGUGCAGAAAAUCUUCAGCUACAUCAUUUAUAAGGCGAGACAUGGCCAGACAGAGGGGCGACUGCAUACCAAAAAGAUGUCUGUAUUCAGUGACACAAUUGAUUCCACACCGGUGGUUAGAUCCUUUCUUCUUCAACUUCUCAUACGCAAAAGUGAAGAAACUGUGCAGGACUACCUCCAGGAUUUCUUCUUGCAAGCCAAAGCCCUGUGUGAACAAGGGACAGAUGAGACGUCUCAGGAUACUAUAGACAGAAUUGUUCAGUUCAGUCUUCUUGUGAUACACUGCUUUGAGGACCUGUAUCAUGAAAGAGCAGCCAGUGUUUGUAGUCCAGAUGAAGAAAUGAAGAUGGCAAGAUUCCAUCUUGCUGAAGCCAGACAAUUCAUCAUGGUGAAAGAACUUGACAUGGCGAAGAUGUUUACUGUAGCCAAAUGUCGUUAUGGCCUGUCAGUUGCUGCUAAGUUCUUACAUGCAGUGUUAGUUCAGAAGACUCUUUCUCAGUCAGGACCAUUUGACCAACUGAUCCAGGAAGUGACAGAUCUGUUGGACUUUAUCAGGAUGGACUGGCCAAAGAAAUUUCUUGUGAAGCAGAUUUGUAGAGAAUUUGGCACUGACAGCUAUCAGACAAUCUGUAGAGCAGCUGGAUGGCUUGCCCUUGACACAACAAAUGAGAUUAUUGAGUGUCCAGACAGAUACUUGGUGUGCCCACUCAGCUAUCAGAAAAUCAGAGAAGCUGUGGCCAAAACUCUCCUUGGACAAAACAUAAAGCCACUGAAAUCAUUGGUUAAGAAUAAUGAAAUGUUAUUCCUCCUGGCACUGCACAGAGAAGUUACCAUGAAAAACAUCAACCCAAGCAGUGAAACUCCUAUACUGCAGAAGUCUUCACACAAGAUAACUACAUACAUACAGAAUGCCAAUGGAACCAUGAAAGCAAAAGAACUUGCUCUGAAGCUGCUGAAGAAUGAGUUUGGUAGACCUGGCUCCCCCCUGAACGUCACAGAAGGACAGGGAGUGAGAGACCAGAGUCUGGUGUGCCUGCUGCUACACACACAUCUCGUUCUGACACACUUCAACAACAAGCCAGGCUUUCUGAAACCACUUUCCGAUCUCAUACUGCAUCCAGAAGACAUGGUGGACAAGUUUUUGCCUACAAUGCCACAGGAUGAUACAAUGUUGUACCAUGAGAUACUACUGAGAUCAAUGAAGGAUGCAGACGAAACUGUGAAAACAUUCAACUGCCCAAAUGGACAUACAUAUGUCAUAACAGAGUGUGGGCGACCAUACACAGCAGGACGUUGUAAUGAGUGCGGGGAGAGAAUUGGAGGCAGGGAUCAUGCUGCAUUUGAUGGAAACACACCUCAUGAUGGGCAGGACCAGACCCGUCCUGGUCAUGUUCUUGGAAGAGCAGCAGACAGAACCAAUGCCUAUGCAGGUGAACGCAGACUGGGAGGAGCUGUCUGUGCUGUACUGCGUUUCUUCACUCAUGCUGCUUUACUUUUGGGAGCAGAGAACAGCCCAGAGGCCACAUCAGCUCUAGUCUAUCCCCAACUACAGCAGGAUGUCAGACAGUUUUUCUUGGAACACCUCCAGAAGGACCUUCAGAUCAUCCACAUGGCCACAGGAAAAAGUGUAGAUGAUGUCUUCCUCCUCCUACACUUCAUCUGCCAUCAGAUUUCUCAAUCAGACAAGCCCCGGAGAAAUGAUGGAAGAAUCCUGACUGACAAGUCCAAAAGAGAGAAUUGGGAAGAGGAGUUUUCAAAGACAUUUAUCAGUCCACCACUUCAAGAUCUGGAAGCUUGUCUUGAAACAUGCAAUGACAGAAUUCGAAGAGAUGAUAGAAUAGGUUCCAACAAGCUGAUGUCUGUUCUGUAUGAAGUACCACCAGUAGACAUGACCACUCCCCAGGAAGUUGACUGUCUCCACGAGUUCCCAGCUGUCUGGAGGUACCGGUCACGUAUCACAUUGGAGCAUUUCCUGAGAGAGUUUCAUCUGAAAGUAGAGAACAUCAAGGGCAAGAAUUCCAAGACUGAGGUGCUCAGUCUCUUCAGUCAAGAGCAUCAACACCUGCAGGCAUUGCACCACAUCCCUAACAUUCUCCAUCUGCAACAACUUCUUAUGGAGAAGUACAGGCAUCGCCUUGAUCUCUCUCAGGCCUGUGAAAUGACCAUCACAGACAUUUUCUCAACUGAAGAUGAGGGUUUUAAGAAGGAUGUAAAUGAGCUGAUGCCUGAUUUGGUUGCUGCUUGGGAAUGUGUCAAGGAGAGUCUGCAUGGAUGUUGGACAGUCCAUGAUGGUCUGAUACACCUGCCUGAUGCCUACAAGAACAUGAGAAUAGAUGAGAACUCUCAUCUGGCUGUCCUUCUGCCGUCCACUCAAGGGCCUGGCAUCUGCUCCUACAUGAUGCUGGAGUUCCUCUUCAGGAAGCAUAAUGAAUUCAUGGAGAGUUACUGUGAAAAGAUCAGUUCCAGCUAUGAGCGCCUGCCUGAGGUCAGCAUGAGGAAACUUCACAGCAACCACCUGGUCAGCUACCACCCUGACCGUGACCUGCUGCCCCUUGUUCUGGCCAACUGUAACUACUCCUUUGAGCUGGGGAAAGGUACCACCAUUGAGUAUGACUUUGAAGGAUUUGAGUAUCAGCUCAAAGAAGUCAUACUACAGGCCAAGUCCAGAGUGGAGCAGAAGUCGCAUGUCAUACCAAUUGACCAAAUGGUAUACAGGGCAGAUUCAGGAAAUGUAGCAGUGUUAAAGACACUUCAAGACAGAAUUCCACAGGAGCCAUUGUCUCGAGCAGUCAAGCUUCAAAUUGUGUCUGAACUAAAAUCCAGCCUGCCAGAUGUCUGUGACUCCAUCAACAACUUGGACAUCACCACCAGUUUCCUCAAGACUUUGGGAGGAGAACCAGACAAGCCACUGCAGAUUUUUAUGACAGCUGUGCUCAAAAUGAAACAGACAAUAACUAGCCAGAAGGUGCGGCAGGUUUGUGAGUUCAGGCAUGUUCAAUCACUGUGGCUUUUACUGACAUUCCAGAAGUCAGUGAUACUUGCUGAACACCACCAGGAUCCAUUCAGCAAUCUUGACAGUGAACACAAAGUAGAUCUUUGUGAGGAAGAAAGAACAAAUCUACUUGAGUUCUGUCAGAGGAAAAGUCCUGACAAGCUGGAGUUUCUCCUUCAAGAGAUGUUCGACUGUCUCUUGCUGUGGGUGGCUGUACCUGCUGACAACUCUGAUGGACCAAGUCCAAAGUCCAUGAGCCUGAAAGACUUGCUGCAAGGUCACCUGGACAGGUCACUGAACAGUGAUGAAGGUCUAGGAAUCAGAUCAAGCAGCAUUGAUCAGACCCUGACAGAGGAAGACAUUGACUCACUCCCACAAGGCAUCAAGGGCAUGCACAUUCCUAACACAUGGCUGUUGCUGCUGCAGGAGAUCAGCCGACGCAGGAAGGAGAUGUAGCUGAUGCUGAUCCCAGUGUCAAUGGAUAAUGUAUUGUACUUCAAGUCUAAAUCUUUACAACCUCUCCUGUGCAGCAUGUAUUUCAUAGCUGAUGUCCAUGGCGGGAAUAUGUGAUGUUUUUACAUACUUUUUAAAAGAAUUAUUUGUUGAUAUUUGUAUGAUAGUUGAUGAUUAGUUUUUGAAAUCUUCUUUAUCAAUCGUGAACCUUUAAACAGACAAACAGUUAUUGGUUUAAUUUACAUGAUAUAGGUUUUCAGCAUAUACUCUUUGUUGUUAUGAUUGAUGUUUUAUUGGACUACCUGUUGACCACUGAAAUCUUAACAGCUCUAAAUGGGAUACGUAACCCAGAGAGGCAGAACUUUUGAGUAACAACUUGUUAACCUAAUUUAGAGAAUAUAGGCAUUUGUUGUGUUGUGGCUUUGUAAAUAGUGGUUUGAUAAAUGCACAGGGACUGUAAAUCUAUGCAUGCAUUGACUUGUACUCAGCAUUAUCACUGAAGGGGUACCUGGUAGGUUCAGUGUCAACACAUUGACUUGUACUCAGCAUUAUCACUGAAGGGGUACCUGGUAGGUUCAGUGUCAACACAUUGACCAACAAGCAUCAAUAGGUCUGUUUAUGUUUACAAUGUCAGUAAGAGUUGAAGAACAUGGUUAUUGCUAUGUAAUACUGAUGGAGACUUUAAUGAAACUAGAAACAUGGACAACAACAAUUAAAAUCACAAAAAGAGCAAGAUUAAAGGUAAUGGAAACUACUACCCUAAACACAUGUCUGAAUGCAACCAAGUCCAUGCACCACAAGUGACAGUCAAUGUGGGCAUCAAUGGUUAAUUCCAGAUGUAACUGAACUGCACUCUUCGAACUUGAAAAUGUGACAUUUUAUCUGGUUCCCCAAUUGUGAUACUGAGUACAUAUAAUAGUAUUUUCAGACUUAUUUCUAUGAUUGGCUGUGUACAUGGAUUUGAAACUCAUUUACAUGAUAUUUCAUGCAGAGAUUAUUUUUGAUUUGACAUAGUGUACUUUCAUUGAAUUUGAAACAUGUUUUAUGAUAUUUAGAAAAUUAUAUAUUUUGCUAGUUUUUACUGUUAUGCUUUUGUAUAAUUUUCUCUUAAGGUUAUAUAUAUAUUACAUAUUAACUAUUUUGCUAUUUUAUUUCCUGUUAUGCUUCACUCAUGUUUCUUUCAAGGUUGCAGAAAGGUGCAUCACUUUUUUCUGCUUUGAUUAGUGUUUGGUCAACAGUGUUUCAUUUGCUUUCAAUAAUGUUUUUGUUUGGUGUUACAGUUUAUCAGUAACAACAUAGGAGUUUGUAAUUGUUGCUUAUGUUUUUAAUACUGUAACCUCCCAUUGUAACUAGCCCUCAGCUUACUGAAAUUAACUUAUUAAUCAAUGCACCAAAAAGACCAUCAGCAAUAUUCUCAUUUACAGCUGUUCUUCAAGAUACGUUUUAGGAGUGGUGCCUGAUUAUUUAUUCUUGAUACAAUUUUGUUGUUGAGUGAUGUGUUGAAACAUCAGUGUGUGUUAUUAGUAUUGGUCCCAUGUUUGUUGAGGUCAUAUCCCCUGUACGUGACUUCAGCUCAGUACAAUGGAAAGCUGUUGCAUUUCAAAUUUGAGGUAAAAGAAAAUUUGAAGAAAGUACAAAAAGUUUGUUUUGUUAUUCAUUUUCAGCAUUUGUUUAAGCCCAUAAGCCUGGGGAAGCUAUAAGAAAAUUUAUUAUUAAUACUGGUAAUUUGCCGUUGUGUUGGGUCACACUGAGAGUAUCGGGUGAACUUGGAGUCUCUUAAUGAUGGGUUUAGUUUUAAAAACACUUCUGAUAUUUGUAUUAAGCAAUAUUUCAUCAUUUAUAUUUCACUACUGUGUUAUGAAAGUUCCAAUUUUAGGUCGUACUGAUUGUUGGCAUUUUUUCCAAACUGUAUGUAUAGUGAUGUGUGCCGAUCAUAUGGAUGUACCUGUAUGUUAUCAUCUGUAGGUAGGUGGUAUGUACAGGCUUACCUUAGUGUAGAACCAUUAUGAUCUUCAUAUCAGUAUGGUGAUGUAUAAUGUUUAACUGUUUCCAUUCCAUCUACACAGUUAGGGACUAUAUAGUUUGUUUACCUGUACAUUUGUUAUAGAGAGGUCUUAAUACAAUGUAGAAACAACAUGUAGAAAUAACAUGUUUGUAAAAAUUAUGAAGGAUUCCUUAUGAAAGAAAUAUCCAAAUCAUCUUCAUCCUUGGGCAAUGUUACAAACACUCCUGGUUAUCAUCAGUGUCCACAUUGUACUUAUGUCUAAAAGGCAUCCAUUGUCAUGUAGUCACACACUGUAAAUAGUAGUCAGUAUCUGUGCUACAGUUAUAUACACCAGUUAUCACAAUGUCACACACUGUAAAUAGUAGUCGGUAUCUGUGCUACA
Molecule: messenger RNA, 6331 nt
Organism: Haliotis rubra (blacklip abalone)
Lineage: Eukaryota; Metazoa; Mollusca; Gastropoda; Lepetellida; Haliotidae
Product: E3 ubiquitin-protein ligase RNF213-like
Exons: 28
Coding region: 21-3947 (1308 amino acids)
Molecular function (GO): ATP hydrolysis activity; ubiquitin-protein transferase activity
Source: RefSeq, a predicted model, not a curated record